AUGCAGCCAAACAACCUUCCACAAAAAUCAAACUUUAUUACUCCACAGGACCAAGACCACUUAACCGCCAACAAAGAUAUUUUAGAAUUAAUUUCUAAUAAUGGUAAAUCGAGUGUAGAUUAUCGUAAAGCAUCCACUGUGUUUAUGGUGAAAUUAUUCAAUGAGUUACAACAAGGAAAAACAAUAACACAGGGAUCUGGUCAAUCUCGGGUAAAGCCCGAUAUUUCUAAGUCAGAUACAAUUCGAAGUUUCUCUGCUGAAGCUAAAACCAAUUCAAUAAAAAAAUCUAAUAGAAUUGUUUACUUUCAAAUACCAGAGCUACCAAAUAAUGAACGUUUAAGGACAGCAGAGAUUAGAUUUUUACGACACCCUAUCAAAUAUGUGCCAGGAGUUAAGAUGAGGUUUAAAAUUGAGCUAAAGAGGGGCGAUUCCGUGGUUAAAAAGGUUGUUUUAAGAGUAAAAACACAAUCACAGGGCGAACACGAAGUUAUUGAUGUUAGCAGAAUUGUUAGACCAUGGUUUAAUGGAUACCAGGGAAAUCUCUCUAUUCACAUUAAAGUCCCCAAAAAGCUUAAAUUAACCAAACACCGAGGUUCGGUGAAUUUUGGUGUUUUAAUAGUAUUUUACUUGGAAGAUGAACAGUUUUUAUCAAGCGUGUACAAAAAUCAGAAGCAAGAAAAACGUGAUAAAGAAUUGGGUUUAAACAUUGUUCCUUCCAGAAAGAAACGACAUAAGAUUGGGAGAGGCGGUCGUAGGAGGAACAGGGGAGAAUGCAAACUUUACAAUUUUGAAGUGGACUUUAAUGUCAUAGGCUGGGGGCAAUGGGUUAUUCACCCUCAAAAGUUUAAUGCUCGAUUUUGUUUCGGAGAAUGUGCCUCUCCCAUUGACGUUAAAUACAAACCCACAAAUCAUGCGAUGUUGAAAGCCUUAAUGCGUGCGAAGGGGACAAAUUCUGCUCCAGCUGCGUGUUGCGUUCCUACGAAACUAAGGCCACUGACUAUGUUAUAUUAUGAAUACGAUGAAAUUGUAGUGAGACAUCACGAGGAAAUGAUUGCAUCAGAAUGUGGCUGUCGAUAA
Molecule: messenger RNA, 1077 nt
Organism: Patella vulgata (common limpet)
Lineage: Eukaryota; Metazoa; Mollusca; Gastropoda; Patellidae
Product: bone morphogenetic protein 4-like
Exons: 2
Coding region: 1-1077 (358 amino acids)
Biological process (GO): BMP signaling pathway; SMAD protein signal transduction
Cellular component (GO): extracellular region
Molecular function (GO): growth factor activity; type I activin receptor binding; cytokine activity
Source: RefSeq, a predicted model, not a curated record